UCCUGGAGUGAGGCCCUCACCUCCAGGUUGGCAGUUCUCCCCGAGGCGCCUCCCGCUAUCGACUGGGCUUACUACAAGGCCAACGUGGCCACGGCCGGCCUAGUGGACGACUUCGAGAAGAAGUUUAAGGCCCUGAAGAUCCCUGUGCCAGAGGACAAGUUCACUGCCCUGGUGGAUGCUGAAGAAAAAGAAGAUGUCAAGACCUGUGCCGAGUGUGUGUCUCUUUCCAAGACCAGGAUUGAGGAAGACGAGAAGCAGGUGGAGAAGAUGAGGAACAUCAUUCCCUUUGACCAGAUGACCACUGACGACUUGAACGAAGUCUUCCCCGAAACCAAGUUAGACAAGACCAAGGAUCCCUACUGGCCUCAUCGGCCAAUCGAGAGUUUGUGAAGCGGAGUCUGAGUGGACACGCUGGCCCUCCCCUGAGGCGCUCUGAACAGUAAAAAUAAGAAUGCUAAA
Molecule: messenger RNA, 459 nt
Organism: Echinops telfairi (small Madagascar hedgehog)
Lineage: Eukaryota; Metazoa; Chordata; Mammalia; Afrosoricida; Tenrecidae
Product: ATP synthase subunit d, mitochondrial-like
Exons: 1
Biological process (GO): proton motive force-driven ATP synthesis
Molecular function (GO): proton transmembrane transporter activity
Source: RefSeq, a predicted model, not a curated record